ACUUACCCUAGGGAUUUUGUUUCCUUCCCUUCACAAAACUAGAAAAGAAAACAAUAUAAUAAAACCCCUGUUACAUACAAUCAGAUUGCAGAUGGGAGCAAGUAUGAACAGUAAAAGAGUCUCAAUGAAUUGGGCGACCAUUUUAGCUGUCAUGUUAGUGGUUUGUACAGGUGUUAGGGCAGGUUCAGGCGCAUCAGAUGAGCCUAUUACAGAAGUUCUGGCCAAAUACGGGCUACCCAUUGGCCUUCUUCCCGAUUCUGUCAAGUCUUAUUCCCUUGCAGAUGAUGGGGAAUUCAAGGUUGAGCUUGAGAAGCCCUGUUAUGUUCAGUUCAAUUGCCUUGUGUACUAUGACGAUAAAAUCACAGGAAAACUCACCUAUGGGAAAAUUAGUGAUUUAGAUGGUAUUAAGGUAAGGAAGUUCUUCAUAUGGGUUAACAUUAAAGGGAUUGAGGUGGAUGUCCCAUCUUCAGAUUUUAUAUAUUUCAAGGUGGGUAUCAUUUCUAAGAAGAUUGAGAUUUCCUGGUUUGAAUCUGUUCCUACCUGCAAGGAUUCCCUUGGUAAUGAACCCUGCAAUGACGUUCAGACAGCAUGAACAGAGGAGGUAUGCUUUCUGGUACUUUCCAGGAUUGUUUUAGGGUUUAUAGUUUUUGAUUUGGGAAUUAUUCACAGAGCUGGAUUGAUAUUGAAUACCCUUCUUGAGCAAAUUGGCGAUGAGUUUCACAUUUGGGGUAUGAUAAUUUAAUUUUUUUUCAUCUGAAUUGUGAACAAUCAUGGGCAGUAAACAUCUGUUUUGAAUUAGUUAU
This is a messenger RNA of Cryptomeria japonica (Japanese cedar), 803 nucleotides long. RefSeq lists its product as uncharacterized. The transcript has a single exon. The record is from RefSeq and is a predicted model, not a curated record. Lineage: Eukaryota; Viridiplantae; Streptophyta; Pinopsida; Cupressales; Cupressaceae. Bases 92 to 592 code for a protein of 166 amino acids.